AUGUCCAAAGCAAAGGUCGGUUCGAAAAAGGGUUUGCAAUGGUCCGAUGAAGGAACUCCGCCAAGCAUCCGUGUGCAGCAGUGCUGCAGGGUUGCACCCUUUUGCGGCAAUUCGGUGUGCACGGUGCGGCCGGUGUUAUCGGAAUCGCUGCUGGAAGUGGAGUGCUCGCCACCUGUCGGUGCCAGCCGAUCGCUCACCUCCAUCGGCAGCAUUCCAGAGAUCGACGACGUCGAGCAGGGAUCAACAACGCACGUGUCCGUCCCCUAA
This is a messenger RNA of Angiostrongylus costaricensis, 267 nucleotides long. NCBI's taxonomy places the organism in Eukaryota, Metazoa, Nematoda, Chromadorea, Rhabditida, Metastrongylidae. The record is from the annotation of a GenBank genome assembly.